AAAGCAGCGGGAGGUGCAGAUCGAUACGGACUACAACCGAUCCACGAUCCAGUGCUUGGAUGCUCUCCUAACUCUCCCUGAGAUCAUUUUGCCCAAAUCUGCGCUUGAUGGACCCUGAUGCGUGACCCCUCACCGGGCUCAAAGCGCGCCUCUCAGCCAUGGGCUGCGUCCAGAGUUUCAGCUGCAAGUCGCGCGUCAAACGCGAGAACAUCACCGUGUGUGACAUGUCGGCCACUAUCGACCAGUGCCAGACUCUGAUUGAGGAGAACUCGCCCAUCGUGCUUCGCUACAAGACGCCGUACUUCAAGGCCUCCGCCCGGGUGAUCAUGCCACCCAUCGCUCGAAACGAGACCUGGGUGGUCGGCUGGAUCCAGGCCUGCACUCAGAUGGAGUUCUACAACACCUACGGGGACAUCGGCAUGUCCAGCUGGGAGCUGCCGGAGCUGAGGGACGACGUCGUGAACGCCAUCAGCGACUCGGACGGCGUGAGCUACCCAUGGUACGGCAACACCACCGAGACCGUGACCGUGUCGGGCCCCACGUCCAAAACGUCGCGGCUCUUCGUCAGCAUGAACGACAACUUCUACCCGAGCGUGACGUGGGCGGUGCCCGUGAGCGAGAGCAACACGCCGCUGCUCACCCACAUCGCCCGCGACCAGAGCUUCACCACCUGGCUGGUGGCCCUGAACGUCAGCACCAGCGAGAAGAUCCUGCUGCAGGCCGUCAAGUGGAGGAUGAAAGUGGAAAUCGCCGUCAAUCCCAUGAUGCCUCUGGGCUCCAGGGCCCGGCUCGUCGGACCAGUUUACCAGGACCAGCCCAAGAUUCUGACUCAUAUGGAACCCAUUCCGCCGAACGCUAUGGCCAAACCCAACGCCAACGAUGCUCAGGUGCUCAUGUGGAGGCCUAGAAGGGGGGCGCCCAUCGUAGUGAUACCUGCAAAGUAG
Trichomycterus rosablanca is the source of this 944-nucleotide messenger RNA. RefSeq names its product family with sequence similarity 78 member Bb (gene fam78bb). Lineage: Eukaryota; Metazoa; Chordata; Actinopteri; Siluriformes; Trichomycteridae. The transcript has 3 exons. The record is from RefSeq and is a predicted model, not a curated record. The coding region runs from base 159 to 944 and encodes 261 amino acids.